Messenger RNA from Vespa velutina, 5536 nucleotides. Its product is annotated as prolyl endopeptidase. Gene Ontology annotation, cellular component: cytosol. The coding region runs from base 337 to 2619 and encodes 760 amino acids. The transcript is spliced from 14 exons. The record is from RefSeq and is a predicted model, not a curated record. Gene Ontology annotation, biological process: proteolysis. Lineage: Eukaryota; Metazoa; Arthropoda; Insecta; Hymenoptera; Vespidae. Gene Ontology annotation, molecular function: oligopeptidase activity; serine-type endopeptidase activity.
AAUUAAAACGAGGGACAUUUGUUUGUUUUUAUAUCAAUUAUAUCAAAUAAUAUUAGCUUUUGGAAAAUAAAUAUUGUACGAAUUUAUUAAAAGAAAUAAACGUUAUAAUCCAAUCGAUGAGGUUAAUGGCCAUACAAGAUACGACAUAUAACGUUAUGCCGAUAGUUUCUAUUGGUUGGCUAAAAUCUCUUAUAAAGUCACGUUUACGUGUCAAUUAUUAUCAUACGCUAUUAAGAGGGGGCAAUUAAGGCCACUGGAUAAGAACAUAUAUCUUCUUACUCUCAUCCUGGACACCCCUUGGAUUUUCUAUCAAUUUGUAAUACGAUCGUUCAAUGUAUGUAUAUGCAGUUUUUUAGGUGUGCCAUCGGAAUCGACAGAAACGUUUUAAGAAAUACGUUAAGCUCUGUUAACUUACAUCUAAUCCGUAUUUCAUCGUUUUCUAAGACGACACAAGCUUUUUACGAUCGUGGACCAAGGAACAAGAUUAAAUCAACAACAAUGACAAAAUUAGAAUAUCCAGUUGCUCGUCGCGACGAAUCUAUCGUUGAAAAAUAUCAUGGUGUUGAGAUAUGCGAUCCAUAUAGAUGGUUAGAAGAUCCAAAUUCAGAAGAAACAGAAUCUUUUAUCGAAGCGCAAAAUGCAUUGACCAAACCAUAUUUAGCUUCGUGUAAAUGGCGUCAGGAUAUUCACGAUAGAUUAAAACAAUUAUGGAAUUUUCCUAAAUAUAUGUGUCCUGCCAAACAUGGAAAUAAAUAUUACUUUUAUAAGAAUACCGGUUUGCAAAAUCAAAGCGUAUUAUAUGUACAAGAUACCUUGGAUAGCGAACCUAGAAUAUUUCUUGAUCCAAAUACUCUUUCUGAGGAUGGCACUGUUGCAAUAUCAUCUAGCAAAUUUAGCGAAGAUGGUAGUAUUUUUGCAUAUGGAUUAUCCAGUAGCGGUUCAGAUUGGAAUACAAUACAUUUUAUCAAUGCAGAUACCGGUGAAAAAUAUCCUGAAGUAUUGGAAAGAGUAAAGUUUUCACCUUUGACUUGGACUCAUGAUAAUGUGGGUGUCUUUUAUGGACAAUAUCGUGAUCAAAAAGGAAAAGUUGAUGGAUUAGAAACACAAGAUGAUCAAAAUCAGAAAUUGUGCUAUCAUCGUGUAGGUACACCACAGUCAGAGGAUGUGGUUGUAGUAGAAUUCCCAGAAGAACCAUUGUGGAGGAUAGGAGCACAAGUUUCUGAUUGCGGAAAAUGGUUAAUUGUUACACCAGUAAAGGAUUGUCGUGAUAAUCUAGUGUACUUCACAGAAUUAAAACCUGACUCUAAAAUAGAUGGUUUGUUGCCGCUUACGCAAGUUGUUGAUAAACUCGAAGCCGAUUAUGAAUACGUGACGAAUGUUGGUACCAAAGCUAUAUUUCGUACAAACAAGAAUGCACCAAACUUCAAGUUAAUAGCAAUAGAUUUGGUAGAUUAUAAAGAAGAUAAAUGGACUGAAUUGUUACCUGAACAUCCUGAUAACGUUUUAGACUGGGCUACCGCAGUCGAUGGCGAUAAGUUUGUUGCCUGUUACAUACAAGAUGUUAAAAAUAUUUUGCAAUUGCAUAGUUUAACAACUGGAAAAAUCCUUAGAACGUUUCCAUUAGACGUUGGUACGAUCAUUGGUUUUUCUGGUAAUAAAAAAUAUUCCGAAAUAUUUUAUCAAUUCACAUCCUUUUUAACGCCUGGUGUCAUAUACAUGACUGAUCUUAAAAAUGACGACGAACCAAAAGUAUAUCGCGAAAUUAAAGUGAAAAAUUUCGAUCCGUGUUUGUAUAAAACGUCACAGGUAUUUUAUACCAGUAAAGAUGGUACUCAAAUUCCCAUGUUUAUCGUUAUGAAAAGUGACGCAGUUUUGGACAAUUCUAUGCCAGCUUUACUUUAUGGAUAUGGUGGUUUCAAUGUUAGUGUCCAACCGGUAUUUAGCGUAACAAGGCUUGUCUUUGUCCAACAUUUAAAUGGUGUUCUUGCUAUUCCAAAUAUUCGCGGUGGAGGAGAAUAUGGAGAAAAAUGGCACAACGGUGGUCGACUAUUUAAUAAGCAAAAUGUAUUCGAUGAUUUUCAAUGUGCAGCAGAGUAUCUUAUAGACAAUGGCUAUACUACAUCUAGUAAAUUAACUAUCCAAGGAGGAAGUAAUGGUGGAUUAUUGGUAGCUGCUUGUAUAAAUCAACGACCGAAUUUAUUUGGUGCUGCUAUCGCACAAGUCGGUGUGAUGGAUAUGUUACGCUUUCAUAAGUUUACGAUUGGUUCUGCUUGGGUCUCCGAUUAUGGAAGUUCAGAAGAUCCGAAGCAUUUUGAAAAUUUAAUUAAAUAUUCACCGUUACACAAUAUUAAGAUACCAGAAGAUGGUUCUCAAUAUCCAGCUACGUUGCUUUUAACAGCCGAUCACGAUGAUCGUGUUGUACCGUUACAUAGUCUUAAGCUGAUAGCCACGUUACAAUAUACGCUUGGAAAUCUACCAAAUCAAAGAAAUCCAUUAGUUGCAAGAAUAGACACGAAGGCUGGCCAUGGCGGUGGGAAACCAACCACUAAAGUUAUCGAGGAGAACACAGACAUAUUAUCGUUCAUCGUCCAAGCUUUGAAUUUAACAUUCAAGCUAUAACGUAUGUAAAUGUUAUUAUAUACUACUGUUUGUACAUCUUCUAAAAUUAUUACGGGGGGUGGUUUCAGGUAUUAUUAUUUGUGAUAUAUAAUAAUAUAUUCGUCGUCGGAAAAAACAUUUUAUUUGCGUAAAUUUUUAUGAAAGAUAAAUGCAUACGCGUGGUCGUCUUACAUACUUUUUCUUCUUUUUCUAUUUUUCUAUUUUUGUUUCUUUUCUUUCUUCUUUUUUUUUUUCCAUCGUUUUAUUUUCUUUUCUGUUUUAAUAAAUUAUUAUAAAAGAAAUUAUAUCUCACGCACACGCACUUAUAUCGUAUAGUCGAAAUUCGAAGAAAAAUAAUCACCAUAUAUACAUAAGUAUAUAUAUAUAUAUAUUCUUAUGUAUAUAUGUAUAAUGAAAUGUUUCUUCGUCGUGUCGACUUCGUUACGACUAAGUCAUAAUUAAUGCAUACAAUGCAGUCUAUGAAUAAUAAUAAUAAUACUACAACUUGUUGCCCGUUUUUAUUUUAGGAAUGUAUUGUUCGCGUUUUAAUCAUCGUCGUGUAACGUGUCAUUUUUAAUAUAUAUAUAUAUAUAUUUACAUUUAUAUAUAUAUCUACAUAUGUAUCGUAUAUAUAUAUAUAUAUAUAUAUAUAUAUAUACAUUUAUAUUUAUAUAUAUAUAUAUACGCAUACAUGUGUACAUAUUAUAGAUAUGUAAUAUAUAUAUAUACACAUAAUAUAUAAAAAGAAAAGAAGAAGAAAACGAAAAAGACAAAUAACUUACAAUGGCACAUCUUGAUCGAUCGCCUCGAAUAAUUAUUAAAAAUGUUUGCAUCGACGAUUCUCUUCGAUGAUGUCCAAAACAAUUGCUUCAUGUUUUAAUGGGAAAGUAAAUCCAUACCAAUGGUAAAUAGAGCAGUGUAAUAUUGGCAAAAUAGUUUGCUGAUAUAUUGUUCCUCUUUUACUGGCCAAAAACCUUCGAGAAAUCCAAUAUGACCACCGCGCGAAGUUACCACGAUGGCGACAUUUUCAGUUUUGCUAAAUUCGUUUAGUGGUAUUGCUACAAAUUAAAAUAAUUUAAUCGUUAUUUUUUGAAAAUCAUUUUGUUAAUUACUUAAACGAAUAGUUAUGUGUUUCUUUUUUUAUUUUUUUUUUCCUUAUUUGUAUUCUUUUCUUUAUUUUUUUUUUUUUCUUAUUUUCUUUUUUAUUUUUUUAUUUUUUUUUUUAUUUUUUGUUUUGUUUUUAACAAUGUCAUUGUUUUCACUUACCUUCAAAAGGUUGAAAAGGAUCGUCUGCCGCAUUAAGGCACAAAACCGGUACCUCCAUUAAAUGCAAUUUAUCAUGUAACGUUGCUUUCUGAUAAUACUCUUCGACAUCUUUGAAACCGAAUUGCUUGGUCGUAAAAUUCGAGUCGAAUUCUCUUACGGUUUGACUCUGAAAUUAGUUAAUAUAUUGUAAAUACGAAAAUGCAAAUAAGAUAAUGCACGAGGGUCAUUUAUUUUUUUUUUCUUUUCUUUUCUUCUUUGUUUUUCGUUCUUUCUUUUCCUAUUUUAAACUCUUAAUAUUAUGUUUGCAAUCGCGUUUGUUAUCAUCAUCAUCAUCAUCCAUCAUCAUCCAUCAUCAUCAUCAUCAUCAUCAUCAUCAUCAUCAAUCAUCAUCAUCAAUCAUCAUCAUUAUUAUUAUAAUAUUAUUAUUAUUAUAUACUUACACGUAAGACGUCAUUCAUAUCUACGUUUUCUAAGCCGGUCUCCAAAGAGGAGUAAUAUUUUUUAACCGUACGACACAGAUUACUGGCUAGAUGUUUAUUCAGCAUCAAAUUUAUAUAAUUAUCUUCGAUGCUUUUUGUUGCGGCAAAUACGUUCCAAGGCACUGAGAUGAUAAAGCAUCCCUUUAAUUUAUCUUUAGCAGCUUCACCGUUUUGUGCUAAAUAAUUACCUAAUAUCAAUCUGAAAUAUAAUUCAAUAUGUUAGGUAUGUAUGUAUGUAUGUAUAUAUGUAAGUAUGUGUAUAUAUAUAUAUAUAUAUAUAUAUAUAUAUAUACACAUAUACACCUACAUGUACGAGAAUAAUCAUGCAAAUUCCUAUUAAUGAAGAUAAAAUAAAAUUAAUUGUCAGGUGAAUUUUUUAAUUGGUACAAGAAAAGAAAAGAAAAGAAAAGAAAAAAAAAAAAACAGAUAAAUAUCCUUACCCUCCCAUUGAAAUACCAGUCGCACCGAGGGGAACAUUAGGAUGUAAUUUUUUUAAAUGUUCGAUAAUCUCUGCCAGAUCGUCGCAAUUAGCUGCGCAAUAUGUCCGUGGUGUCUAUUGUUGUUAGUAGUAAAUAGAUAGAAGAAUAGAAACAAAAAAAGAAAAAGAAAUGAUAAUGAACAUGUAAAUUUUUUGUCAAUGAUUUUCGCAUAUAUAUAUAUAUACAUAUAUACAUAUAUAAGUAAAUAAAUAAGUAAAUAAAUAAGUAAAUAAAUAAGUUUAUCAUUUAUAUUAUGACAUAAGUACAUAUGUACCCGCGUACAUUAUCAUUUAAUCGUUCUUUCAAAUGACAUAUGAAAUCACUUUGAAUGUUAGUAGUAGUAACUCGUGUCGAUACUAGAGAGCCUUAAACGAGAAUAACGGGUCGACGACAAAUUACAAGAUAGUGUCACGCGAUGGUAACUGCUCAAUAGAGAACGAUUUCGUAACAGGGAGUUAACGUUAAUGAAAUUGUAUUAAAUAGAACUGCCGGGGUACACGGUGUACGUGUAUUGUGUCUGUGUGUGUGUGUGUGUGUGCGCGCGUAGCAUUAAUGUGCUACGUAUGUAUGUAUGCAUGUAUGAAUGUAUGUACGUAUAUAUGUAAAUGUGUGUACGUAUAUAUCGUACCGGUUGGAUUUUAUUAUUGAUAACUAUAUCACGAAUUGUCAUUAUUGAUCAUUGUAAUCUUAAUAAAUCACAAACAAAAGAGAGUA